Punica granatum (pomegranate) is the source of this 2538-nucleotide messenger RNA. Lineage: Eukaryota; Viridiplantae; Streptophyta; Magnoliopsida; Myrtales; Lythraceae. The record is from RefSeq and is a predicted model, not a curated record.
CCUCCGGUCUCUCUCGCACUCCGUCUCAGUCUCUGUCUCUGUCUCUCUUCCCCAUUCUCUCUUUGGUACUAAAGCCAUGGCUUCUGCUCCAUUCUCCUCACUAAGUUAAAGCGGGUGGCAAUGGAGGCUCCAUCUCCCUCCUCCUUCGUCUCCCGAGCGAGGACUGCGCUCCAUUCUGCGGCUGCCAAGGCGGACCGUGUGUUCACGGACAUCAAGUCUGACCUCAAGCCCGAUCGAGGUCAGUGGUCUUCUCAUUUCUCUCCACCGUCAAAUGGCGGCAGAAAAUCUCCUGCGAGCUCCGUGAAGCAGUCGGAGGAUGAUUCUCCCCGCGAGUCAAAGAGCUCCCAUGAAUCGAAGCAGUUCAGAUGGAGACCUCCACCGAUAUCGUUAGGGACAAAGCAAGAUUGGCAAGACAGAUUGAGGAACAUCAGGAUAGGCAGAAAAGCAGUGGAUGAAGCUGAGAAAGACGAAGAACAAAAGAUGACCUUCCUGAUAUAUGAUGAAAAUCUGUACGUGAUGAAUGAGAAAAAUGAUGCUGAAUCAAAGGCUUCAGAUCCUAUGUCAGCAUUAGAAGGUCUGCUUGCUGGCAAUUUUGAGAAAAUUCCUCCAUCAUCUAUUAUAAAGCAAUUAGCUGUGGCUAUUCAGAAAGGAACGAAGCAAAAUUCAAUGAAGGAUUUUCUACUAUCAUCAAGAGACUCUUCCCCUAUCAAGGAACGAGCCGGGCUAAGUCUCUCAGCAGUUAGAUCACUUGUGCUCCGAGAAAAGGAAGACAAGGAUAAAUCCGAUUUUGGAGAUGAUGAGGAAGUUCUUUCUUUGAUUAAGGCACUGUUUGAUGCAGAAGGAGGCUUUCUCCGUAGGAAAAGAGGCUACGAGUGGGAUGUAACUUCUGCUUUAAAUUUGGCAAGAGAUAUCCGUGCCGCUCCACCUGGAAGUUUUGUUGUCAAAGUGGCUGAAGUCAUUGGUAGUUUCAAAACCAUGAAGAAGAUGGCUUUGUUCUGGUGCAGGGUUGUCGAGCAUCUGCGAAGACUUUGGUUGGAAAAGCAACAUAUAGCAGGCAUACCUCUGGAUCAGAUUCCAGAUCUUAAAUCCUGUUUAUUAUAUCAGCAGCUUCAGGUUAUCAACUGCUGCAUUUCCCGUAAAAGACGCCAUAGUAUAGCCAAGGAAUCACUAGACACUGCAAUAAGGGAGUCCAGUCCAGACAGGGAUGCAGAAGUUGCAGCUAAAGAUAUGGGAUCUGCAAGCUCUUCUUUGUAUGUGAGAAUAAGCAGUGGGGAACUUGUUCUGCGACUAGGGGCGGACCAUCCAUCUGAUAAUUUGUACAUGUUAAAAACGGGUGAACCCGUAUACUCUCCUGUGACGCAGGAAUGCCCUUUAUUCACUGAGGAUCUUAUCAAAGAAACAGAGGAAUUCGUACUUCGCACUGGCAGUGUAGGUGCUGGGUGUUCUCAAUUGUUCUCAGAUAUGCAGGCCUUUAAGGCUGCUAAUCCUGGUUGCAUCUUAGAAGACUUCGUGAGAUGGCACUCUCCACCAGAUUGGACAGAAGCUGAGGAGUGUGAGACCGUCUCCUUUGACUCUUUGUCUACGAAAGGCCAAUUAAGUAGACGAAUGCAGAAAGAAGGUAAUUUGUGGCGUGAACUGUGGGAGGCAGCCAAACCAGUGCCAGCUGUUAAGCAAUCGCCUCUGUUUGAUGAGGAUUUGGCCGUAGAAGGAAUAUUAAAUUUCUUGGAGGACAUUCCGCCUUUGGAGUUGUUUGAGCAGCUCUUUGUUUCCUUACUGGGAGAAGGUCUUGGGAUUGCGGAAUUUUCACUAUCAGCAGACAGUGGCUUGUCGAUGCUGUUCUAUGAGUGCAAGGAGUAUGUACUUGUGGCUUCUCAAGGUAGUAUAAGCGAGAAGGUCGACGAUCUUUGUCAGGUCUAUGAAACUGUGGAGAUGAUGUUGCUCAAACCAGAGGACGUCUUGAAGAUGAUGAAGCAGGCAGAAGACACAGUCACGACUCCAGCAAGUGGCGAACCAAAAAGUCAGUUCAAAAGACUGAUCCCGAACUUUGGCAGCAAGAACAGGGGCUCAAAAGAGCUAGAACUGAAGAACCAGCGGAAGAGCUCCGGUGAUAACAUGACUCGCCAAUCAUUUGCCAAUUUCUUCGACAGCAAGUCGUCUUUGUUCUCGAAGAAGCCUCCAAAGCCUUUGGGUGUGUCGCCAGUGGAAAAAUCCUCAACUCCUGAUGAUAAUGAAUGGACCUUAGAGUAGGCAUUACACUUUUUUUUUAACUAGUUUUUUAUUUUUUAAAAUUUUUCGAUAAGUAAUUUUUAGAUACUUCUCAUGAUUCAGAAAUUGUAAUUUUUCAAUUGAAUGCUAAGCGAGUUUGAAAACUUUGAAAAGAAGAUCGACGACAUGUUUGGGGUUGGAAUUGAAGCGACAAGUCCUGCUGAUCAGUUGGAAAUUCUAGAUGAAGUUAUGAAGGAUUAUGGAGAAUCCAAAUACUACUUUUUGUAAUUUCUGACUCACAGUAACUUUGAAAUAGUUUUUUGCUUUUACAUA